GAAGAUGAAGUGGAAAUGGCCACAGUGCGACAUCGGCCGGAAGCUCUGGAACUCUUGGAAGCCCAGAGCAAAUUCACCAAGAAGGAACUCCAGAUUCUGUACCGGGGGUUCAAAAAUGAGUGCCCCAGUGGGAUUGUUAAUGAAGAGACCUUCAAAGAGAUUUACUCUCAGUUCUUCCCACAGGGAGAUUCUACAACAUAUGCACAUUUUCUGUUCAACGCAUUUGACACAGAUCACAAUGGAUGUGUGAGUUUUGAGGAUUUUGUGAUGGGCCUUUCGAUUUUGCUCCGUGGGACAGUGCAGGAAAAACUCAACUGGGCUUUCAAUUUGUAUGAUAUAAACAAAGACGGCUGCAUAACAAAAGAGGAAAUGCUUGACAUAAUGAAGGCCAUCUAUGAUAUGAUGGGGAAAUGCACUUAUCCUGCUCUUCGAGAUGAUGCUCCAAAGCAACACGUGGAAACAUUUUUCCAGAAAAUGGACAAGAACAAAGAUGGCGUAGUUACCAUAGAUGAAUUCAUUGAAAGCUGUCAAAAAGAUGAAAACAUAAUGCGCUCCAUGCAACUCUUUGAAAAUGUCAUUUAGCCUCCAGCUGCUCUUCUCCCUUCAAUCACUGGACAAUACGAACAAUUCUGCAACAGCAACACCGAUCUCAGCGUUGCCACGUAGGAGCCAGAAUUCGUCAGCUUUGCACCGAGACGUCUAUAAUGCAAAUAAGCUUCGUUUUAAUUAAAGCCCACCUCACGAGACCGCAUUUCCCCCCCACUCGCCGAGGUAAAGCCGAGUCAUCCAACCAAAUGCUCUCGCCGUUGUUUUUGAAAUGUCACUUUGAGUCACAGAAGAACCCAAAGAGAACAGCA
Thamnophis elegans (Western terrestrial garter snake) is the source of this 857-nucleotide messenger RNA. It is a transcript of the gene KCNIP4, whose product is annotated as potassium voltage-gated channel interacting protein 4. The transcript is spliced from 7 exons. Bases 16 to 582 code for a protein of 188 amino acids. Lineage: Eukaryota; Metazoa; Chordata; Lepidosauria; Squamata; Natricidae. Gene Ontology annotation, molecular function: potassium channel regulator activity; calcium ion binding. The record is from RefSeq and is a predicted model, not a curated record. Gene Ontology annotation, cellular component: voltage-gated potassium channel complex. Gene Ontology annotation, biological process: regulation of potassium ion transmembrane transport.